UUUCUUCUCUAACGAGUGUAUAAUUUAACACCAGUAAUUUAUAUGUAUUUACUCAAAAUAUUUUCUGUCGACGUUAAUAACCUCAGAGAGGGACCUCCUAAGCGUGUCUUUAAAGACUCGAAGCAUGAUUGUGCGAUCGGACGGAUCGGACUGUCAUUCAAUUAUUUCCUGAAUGCAGCCAGGCGAUCACCACUGUUUUGCUUCAUUGUGACAUUUUAUUCAGCCGUUAUACAGUAUUUGGUACUUCGAAGGUUGUUCAAUGUUUGGUUGUUUUAUAAUGGCAAAUAGGAAGAGGGCAGUCGGGGACGAGGUAUAGCUGAUGCAUCAUCACCACCAGAACCAGCGAAAUUGGAAAUCUGGCUGGCCCUCGGAAGAUUAUAACUCGGAAAAUAAUAAACUCAUCACCAGUAGCAACAUGGAUGCUUCUCAAUAUCCUGGCUACCCUCCUCACUAUUGGUAUCCACAGUCUCACUCUACCGGUCAUUAUGCAAACACCUAUCCUGCUGGGUCAGAAGUUCAACCACAGUACAAUCCACAGCAUGUCAUGCCUGGAGGUUAUCCAAAUGGCCAUGGAGUCUACAGCCCACCACAGACGCAGUAUUCAAGUGGUUUCCACCCAUCAAAUCCUUUCUACUGUGCUGACACUCAGCGAUCUGCACCCGGACCCUAUCCAAAUCUAGGCUGUCCUGCAGAACAAAGCAGUGGCCCCUCUGGGCAACCACAUUCCCAGCAUCAACAACAUCACUAUCCUGGACCACACUGUCAAGGGGGUCCAGGAUAUCCUCCUGGAGCUUAUCCUCACUACAGUGACGGUGGCCACCCAAUGCCUUCAAACUCACCAUAUCCCACUGGCCAACCAGUUCAGAGCCCACCUCCUGAAGCUUGGACACACUCUGGUGCAUAUGCCCCUCCACAGCAGCAAUGGCCUCCAGGUCAACAGCCUCCACAAAAUCCAUAUGGAAAUCCUGUUCGUCCUCCUCAUCCACCAGCAUGGCCAGGCACUGGCACUGGUGCACCCCCACCAUACCAGCCCAAGGAGCAGCGUCCACCACCUGUUGGACCAAAACCCAAGAUGACUCAAAAUUCUUCCAAUGGGAAACCUGCUGAGAUAUGUUCUCCACCUCAGAUGUACAACAGACCCAAUCAGAUUGAGUCCUCUGGUCCAAACCAGACCCCAGCUCAAAGCCAGUCUCCUGCCCCAGGCCAGCCCACCCCUCAGCCCCUGAGUGAUAACCCCAGUCUGGCUAAGGUCCAGCAGGUCAUGGCCAGAGUGCUGCUACUUCAGGAGGAUGUGGAUGAGUUUGUUGGCAAAAAAACUGAUAAAAGUUAUCGAUGUUUGGAGGAACUGCUUACCAAAGAGCUACUGGAGUUGGACUCGGUGGAGACUCAGGGACAAGAAAAUGUUCGUCAGGCAAGAAAGGAAGCUGUCCAGAGGAUCCAGGCCAUUCUGGACCAACUGGAAAAGAAAGCUUUCUGAGCUGGACUCAUUCUUAUACUGUAUAUUGACAAUUGUUCCUUAUAGAGAUAUCUUUUAUCCUAAUCAACCCUGCAAUUAAAUGGGUAAUGGUUGAGUUGGAUUAAAAUAAUACAAGGUUAAGGCUCCAACCUUCCUCUUAGAGUUGCAAUUAGAUAUGCAAUAUUAAUGUGUGCAUAUCUAAUGUUAAUAUCAGUCACUCAGAUUUGAGUGGAGGUGCUGAUGACAACAACCUGUCACAUCUCAUACUCUAUCCAAAGCUUUGCCAGCAUAAUGUAGAGCAGUGAAAGUGGUGCCUAGUGCCACACAGCAACUGUUGUUUUACCUGUGACACAGAAUCAGAUUGUCAUCAUUGUGUUUCCUCAGGACUAUAACACGCGCACUUCCAGUGGAUUGGACAACUGAUUGCAUGAACCUUCUAGUUACUGACCUACAGUCAGAACAUGUAGCUGACCAUUAACAUAAUUUUUCUAUGUUUAGGUGCAAGUUGUUACCUUCACAUGUGCUCCCAGUCCUGCAUGCUCUACAGUAGUUCAACACCAUGGUUCAACUAAUUCCAUUUCUAGAAAAAUAAAUAGGCCAUGAGUGUUGCUGAUGAAACCCCCUAAAGAGCCUGCCUGUCCUAUAUAAGAUACAGAUUUAGACAAAAUCAGACCUCCAAAGAAUACCGCCAAUAACUGUUAUUUCUAAAAUGUCAGAUAUCUAAGUAUGCAGGUUUCAGUAACUUCAUUUUCUCAUUAGGCAGAUGUAAAGCAGGUAUUUCAGUCAUUAUAAAUUUGAGUGCCAUAUUUGUUGGAAUAGUUUAAGUAAUUAAAAUAAAAACCACAGCUUUGCAUGAAUCUA
This is a messenger RNA of Boleophthalmus pectinirostris (great blue-spotted mudskipper), 2317 nucleotides long. RefSeq names its product BCL2 associated athanogene 4 (gene bag4). NCBI's taxonomy places the organism in Eukaryota, Metazoa, Chordata, Actinopteri, Gobiiformes, Gobiidae. The record is from RefSeq and is a predicted model, not a curated record. The coding region runs from base 320 to 1477 and encodes 385 amino acids. Gene Ontology annotation, biological process: protein stabilization. Gene Ontology annotation, cellular component: nucleus; membrane; cytosol. The transcript has 5 exons. Gene Ontology annotation, molecular function: protein-folding chaperone binding; adenyl-nucleotide exchange factor activity.